GAACAACUCGCGUUCAACGUUGCGCGACAAGCACGAAGAGUUUGAGAGGCAGGCUAAUCCAUAUUUCAGCGGUUGAUAGACCUUGCCAGUGGCUUCAUAGCUCAUAUAGGUAUCAAUCAUGUCAGCUGCACAGCUACUUAAUCCCAAGGCGGAAUCUCGAAGACGAGGCGAAGCUCUAAAGGUCAACAUAUCUGCAGGAGAAGGCCUCGAAAAUGUGCUCGCGUCUAAUUUGGGACCAACUGGCACCCUAAAAAUGCUGGUAGACGGCGCAGGAGGCAUAAAACUCACGAAGGAUGGUUCGGUGUUAUUGCGAGAGAUGCAAAUCCAGAAUCCGACGGCGGUUAUGAUUGCAAGAGCCGCGACUGCACAAGACGAAAUCACAGGUGAUGGCACGACCAGUGUAGUUCUCAUGGUGGGUGAGCUGUUAAAACAAGCAGAUCGGUAUAUUUCAGAAGGCCUACAUCCUCGAGUGAUCACAGACGGAUACGACAUUGCAAAGACAGAGUCGCUGAAAUUCUUAGACUCGUUCAAGUUGGAAAGGAACAUUGACCGAGAACUGCUUCUAUCUGUUGCUCGUACAUCCUUGUCCACAAAACUCAACUCAACACUUGCGGAGCAAUUGACACCUGAUAUUGUGGACGCAGUCUUAGCAAUAUACCAGCCUCCAGCGAAACCUGACCUGCACAUGGUUGAGAUCAUGACAAUGCAGCACCGCACAGCAGCAGACACGCAACUUAUCCGUGGCCUUGCGCUUGACCAUGGGGCACGGCAUCCAGACAUGCCUCGCAGACUUGAGAAUGCGUACGUACUCAUUCUUAACGUAUCUCUCGAGUAUGAGAAAUCGGAAAUCAACUCUGGCUUUUACUACUCAUCUGCGGAACAACGAGAAAAGCUUGUGGAGAGUGAGCGACGCUUUGUGGAUGAGAAGCUCAGAAAGAUCGUUGAUUUGAAGAAAGAGGUCUGCGGCAGUGAUUCAAAAAAGAGCUUUGUCGUCAUAAAUCAGAAGGGAAUUGAUCCAUUGAGCUUAGACGUAUUAGCAAAGAAUGGCAUCCUAGCACUACGACGAGCAAAGAGAAGAAACAUGGAGAGGUUACAACUGGCAGUUGGCGGCACAGCUAUGAAUUCUGUCGAAGACUUGACGCCAGAUGUUCUUGGCUGGGCAGGUCUAGUCUACGAGCACACAUUGGGUGAGGAGAAGUAUACCUUCAUUGAAAAUGUCAAAGAUCCUAAAUCAGUCACGCUGCUCAUCAAAGGUCCAAAUGGACACACAAUCACGCAGAUCAAAGAUGCGGUUAGGGACGGGCUAAGAAGUGUUUAUAACAUGAUUGUAGAUAAAUGCGUGGUACCUGGAGGGGGGGCUUUCCAGGUCGCCUGUGCUGCCCAUCUCAAAAGCACAGAAUUCAGGAAACAAGUCAAGGGCAAGGCAAAAUAUGGAGUAGACGCGUUUGCGGAUGCGCUGCUAAUCAUUCCGAAGACCUUAGCAGCGAAUUCCGGCCAUGACAUCCAAGAUGCAUUGUCAAGUCUUCAGGACGAGCAAUCCGACGGUAAUAUCGUGGGAUUAAAUCUUGUCACAGGAGAGCCAAUGGAUCCCAUUCAAGAAGGUGUCUAUGAUUCGUUCAGGGUUUUGCGCAAUGCCAUAGCGUCGAGUUCAGGUAUCGCCUCGAAUCUAUUACUUUGUGACGAGAUGUUGAAGGCGAGGCAGAUGGGCCGAUCAGGACCGCCUGGGGGUGGCGAUGGAGAGUGAUAGAAGGCAUUCGUAAGACAAUGGCUUUUCAUAAGUUGACUUCACGUGCGAGACAAUGUAGACAACACAUCUACGGUCUUUAAGAGCGUAAAAAGCAUUGAUAUAUUCUCUGAAGGGAAACAUCUCGAUUCAAGUAUCGACUCUUCCAACAUUCUUCAUAAUGACGCUAUGAAUCAAGUUUUCGCCUCGUGAA
This is a messenger RNA of Verruconis gallopava, 1937 nucleotides long. Its product is annotated as T-complex protein 1, zeta subunit. Gene Ontology annotation, cellular component: chaperonin-containing T-complex. Gene Ontology annotation, biological process: protein folding. Bases 119 to 1744 code for a protein of 541 amino acids. The transcript has 3 exons. Lineage: Eukaryota; Fungi; Ascomycota; Dothideomycetes; Venturiales; Sympoventuriaceae. Gene Ontology annotation, molecular function: ATP binding; ATP-dependent protein folding chaperone; ATP hydrolysis activity. The record is from RefSeq and is a predicted model, not a curated record.